AUGUCGGUACAAGAACUCAGACAGAAGGGCAAUGAAAAGUUCCAUAGCUCCAACUACCCGGGAGCUCUGAUUCUGUACACCGAAUGCAUCAACUUAGAUCCACAGGCCUUUGCCAUAUACUGCAACAGGGCGGCGACGUUGAUCAAGCUCGAUUGCAUGAAGGAGGCGGAAGAGGACUUGGUGAAAUCGCUGCAGAUCAACCCUGAAUACGUGCCGAGCCUGUGCAGACUCGGGUUUCUGUAUUUGUACGAGGGAAACACAGUCAAGUCGCUUGAAAACUACGUCAAGGCGGUCCAGGUGUGUGCGAAGGAGCCUCACCAGCUAGAUAGAUUUAAAGGCAGGCUCAAGGAGGCGGUGCGCUUGGCUGAAGGACGGGCCAAACAGCAGGGCUACUCGCAGGAGUAUAUCGACACGCUGAUCCCGGCAACUGUGAGAGCCACUUUGGACAACUACCGGGGAUUGGCCAGCGAAGGUGAGGGCCAGACCACCGUUGCCCCCAGACCCACGGCCCAGGGCGCGGAGCCAUCGCAGGGCAGACCGCGUGCGUUUGCAACGGCCAUCACCGGCACUCCUGCCUCGCUGGCUAGCUUGUUCGGACAAGCACAGGGCCCAGCAAGAACCGGCACUACUUCUGUGACGUUCGACACGAGACCGCAACCACGUGACGAGCCUGCCCAGGCAGAUAGGAUGGACGAGGACCCAGAGGUUGAGCUACGAGACGUGGAUGCCACACACCGCCAAAUACACGAGCGGGUGCAGAACUUCAUGCGGCAGCAGCAGGGCCAGCCGGUGCAGCCCAUCACGUUUGCAAGGAACCUGGCGUCCACCAUCACGUCGCAAUUCCAAAGUCAGCCUGCUGGCGGAAACCUGGCAGAGCAAAUAGCCCGUGGAAUUUCCACGUUCAUGGGACAGACACAGGAAGACCAGGCACAGCCGGCACAGCAGGCUCAGCAAGCGCAGCAGCCGCAAUUGUCAGACAACUUGCAUGGGAUGGGGGACGUUCCCGAAGACUUGGAUUGA
Ogataea philodendri is the source of this 1020-nucleotide messenger RNA. RefSeq lists its product as uncharacterized. Gene Ontology annotation, molecular function: protein binding; molecular adaptor activity. Gene Ontology annotation, biological process: post-translational protein targeting to endoplasmic reticulum membrane. The coding region runs from base 1 to 1020 and encodes 339 amino acids. Lineage: Eukaryota; Fungi; Ascomycota; Pichiomycetes; Pichiales; Pichiaceae. Gene Ontology annotation, cellular component: TRC complex; membrane. The record is from RefSeq and is a predicted model, not a curated record. The transcript has a single exon.